GGAUCACAAACCCUACACACACCUUUACCUUCAUUUCAUCUUCCUAAUCCCAUUAUAUAAUCAUCUUCUUCAUACUUUUUACGAUUCUCAAACGAUUUUCAUUCUUCGCUACCAAAUUUAGGUUUCUUGGUUCAGAUAUGCCUUAUAGGGUAGAAAUGGGGGUAUAUCUGAGCACCCCCAAAACUGAGAAGGCCUCAGAAGAUGGCGAGAAUGACAAACUAAGAUAUGGUUUGUCAUCCAUGCAAGGGUGGCGCUCAACCAUGGAAGAUGCU
This is a messenger RNA of Camellia sinensis, 272 nucleotides long. NCBI's taxonomy places the organism in Eukaryota, Viridiplantae, Streptophyta, Magnoliopsida, Ericales, Theaceae. The record is from RefSeq and is a predicted model, not a curated record.